AUGGAGGAUGGUCUGUUGAGAGUAGGCGGAAGAAGAAAAAACGCCGAUAUAAACUAUGAACGAAAACACCCUAUUCUUCUUCCAAAAUCCCAACCUGUAACUGAUCUCAUUGUUCGCAAUACUCAUAUGGAGCUGAUGAAUUCUGGCCUAAGGAACUGUCAUAUAGCAGAAGACAUUCCAGGAGAAUCAGAAGUGCCGGAACGAGGAAAAUCAGAAAGAUGGCCACCAUUAGGCAAACACUCGAAUCUUCUUGGAGCAGAAGACCCUCCAGGAGAAUCAGAAGUGCCGGAACGAAGAAAACCAGGAAAAGGGUUACCAUUAGGCAAACUCUCGAAUCUUCUUGGAGCAGAAGACACGCCAGGAGAAUCAGAAGUGCCGGAACGAAGAAAACCAGGAACAGGGUCACCAUUAGGCAAACUCUCGAAUCUUCUUGGAGCAGAAGACCCGCCAGGAGAAUCAGAAGUGCCGGAACAAAGAAAACCAGGAACAGGGUCACCAUUAGGCAAACUCUCGAAUCUUCUUGGAGCAGAAGACCUGCCAGGAGAAUUAGAAGUGCGGGAACGAGGAAAAAGAGGAACAGGGUCGCCACUAGGCAAGCACUCCAAUCUUCUUGGAGUAGAAGACCUGUUAGGAGAAUCAGAAGUGCCGGAACGAGGAAAAUCAGGAAGAGGAUCGCCAUUAGGUCAGGAAGAUUCAAUGCGACACUCCGAUGAUUUUAAAGCGAUUCAAAAUGUACCAAAUGGUAUAGAGGCCAUUAAUGGCAAGCAUGUUGGCAUUGAAACACCAGCGAAGAGCAUUUCAGUAUCGUAUUAA
Molecule: messenger RNA, 813 nt
Organism: Belonocnema kinseyi
Lineage: Eukaryota; Metazoa; Arthropoda; Insecta; Hymenoptera; Cynipidae
Exons: 3
Coding region: 1-813 (270 amino acids)
Source: RefSeq, a predicted model, not a curated record